Ceraceosorus guamensis is the source of this 2823-nucleotide messenger RNA. Its product is annotated as alpha/beta-hydrolase. The transcript has 3 exons. The record is from RefSeq and is a predicted model, not a curated record. NCBI's taxonomy places the organism in Eukaryota, Fungi, Basidiomycota, Exobasidiomycetes, Ceraceosorales, Ceraceosoraceae. Bases 409 to 2757 code for a protein of 782 amino acids.
GAAAGCAAGUUUUGGCUCGAAUGGCACGCGCGAUGCCGUGCUUGCAAUCACGGAUCAUCCAUUCAGCGCUCUGCUGAUUGCCCUCGUGACGCUUGCAUGGACUCAUGACUCACCCGUCGUCUCACUCACCGCGGUGCCUUCGCUGACCGAGCUCCGUCCUUUCGGCUCUCUCCUUGGUGACCCGCCGCCUGCUUCGCUCCUUCGACACGGUCAUUACACACACGGAAACGCCGCUCUUCCUCGCGAUACUUCCACCACCUCUUCCACUCGCUCGCCUUCCGCUCCUCCCGUCCUCCCUGUCCCGCCAACGUGAGGCCGGAUUCGAUCAAAAGAGAAGCCAACCUACGGCCUGAGCUCGAAUCGACCCACACGCCACAGCUCCGAGCACGCUCAAAAGAUUCGGCGACGAUGCGAGGGGCAUCGUUGCAGUACGCCUUCACUUUGUUGUCUGUGGUGGUGCUGGUGAUCGCCACGAUAGGGGCCGCUGCUCAAGGCACAAGCUCACAAGGUCGACGACGAGACGUAGCGCGUAUCGAAAAGUCGAAGCGCAAGUCACAUGUCUCGCGGGAUGUCCCAUUGACCGACGCGACGCUCCGAGUGUUGUAUCAAAACGAUUUGGAUUGGCAAAGAGCAGCGAGCGGCAAUCGUCAAGCGGCAUACAUCUCGCUGACGAGCAGCAAAUUUUCUUUGGCGGAUGCGACAACUGCGUGUGCCGCCUUGUCCGAACAGCUUGCUACCGUCACGACUACGGCGUCCAAGGGAGGCAAACUCAAAGUAUCCGAUGCGGGUCUGCAAUCGCAGUUGAACUAUCUGUUGUACACCAAACAAGCAGCAUCUGGAGAUGCGUGGUGGACCGCCAAUGGCAAUCGGCUGCGCAUCAACGCAGCGGACGAUGUGACGCUCGUCGCAAAUAUCACGCGAACCAACAGGUACUUUUCUCUCUGCACGCAACGAGCACCGUGGAAUUUUGCCAAUGGAACGGAUACGAGCGUGCAGUGGCAAGUGACGGCCAACGGUGAUGCAGCGAGCUGGACCGGCUAUCGCGAUGCCAAGUCGUUUCGCUUCCAGGCGCUUCCCUUCGCUAGUGCUCAGCGCUUUUCCAGCUCUACUCCCCUGAUCCCUAGCGGUGCAUAUCGAGCACUCGAUCCGAGCAGGGACAAACAAUGUCCCCAGACCAGCGGCACAGACAAAACUUGGACAGAGGAUUGUCUCUUCACUAGCAUCUACACACCCGUCAUUCCCAGCCUCUCGCAACGUCGAUCCAAGACGGGCCUCAGACCCAUCAUGGUGUGGAUAUACGGCGGUGGCUUCUCGUCCGGAAGCGGUCAAGACUUCACCUUUGACGCGGGCGACUUCGCCAGCAGGAAUGACGUCGUCGUCGUCACGCCUAACUAUCGUCUCGGAUCGUUAGGUUGGCUCUCCAUCGAUGACAGAGCCAAGGGCAACUACGGCAUUUCCGACAUUAUCUCCGUCUUGCAGUGGAUCCAACGCAACAUCGCAGUCUUUGGAGGAGACGCCUCGCGAGUGACGAUCGCAGGACAAAGUGCAGGCGCUCAAAUUGUCAACCUGCUCUUGUCUUCUCCCGCUGCAAAGGGUCUCUUCAGAGGCGCCAUUGUGCAAUCUUCGAGACCUUCAGAUGCGUCCAACACUCUUCAAGCGGCCAGUACCUCCAGCUCAUCCAAUGCGCUCGCUGCCAGCGUCAUUGCCAAGCUGGGAUGUGGAGAUGCCCCGGACAAGCUCGUGUGCCUGAGAGGCUUGUCGCCAGAUCGCUUCCUACAGACGUCUCAAUUCAGUCGCCCCGUCGUGGACGGUGCGCUGGUGCGCACAAAUCGGUUGGACGUGACGGGCAAGAAUGGUGGUAUCACGAAUGCCGUGCCGACCAUCAUCGGAUUCAUGCGGGACGAGAUGGCUGCGCUCGGAUAUUACCCGCCAGCCUCUCAGACGAACCUUUCGGAGGCGCUCAAGAGCGCAGGUAUUGCCCAAGCGGACAUUUCCACCGUCGUUGCCAAUCCCGAAAACGCCUUCCCGGACACGGGUGUGCGGGACACGACUGUGCGCGUGCAGAGCUUGAUCAGCGGAAUCGCUCGAUGCGGUCAGGAAUCCACCAUUGCUGCUGCUGCGCGCAACAACGCGCUCCCGGCCAUCUACGCCUACGUGCAAGAUCAGCGAAGUCUUCAAAUUCCAAAUUACGAUCCGAAUGCCAUUUGUCAAGCCAAGGGAGGCAGUGCCAAUUCUGGCUACUACUAUUGUCACAGUGGAGACCUGCUCACAGUGUUCGGCACGUACGGUUCGGCCUUUGGAAUCUCACCGCGGGACAAUUUGGACAUUACCUACGUCAAUCUUCAGAUGGACAUGUGGGGCGCAUUCGUCAGGAAUGCGGAUCCCAACCUCAAAGCUGGAUACUUGAGCGCCAGAGGAGCAGCCUACGCCACUUCUCUAUCCGCCAUUGCCUCCUUGCCUUCAGGCUGGCAAGCCACUACCGCGUCAAAUUUGGGUCUGCUCAGCUUCGGGCCGCGUCCAGUCAUGACCAAGCUUGGAAGCGGCCAAGUAGGCAAACAGUGCCGCGUGCUGGGCAGAUCGCUCGAUUAUGUCCAGAACGGCGGAAAUCCUAGCAAUGCGGGAAGCAGUGGCAGUGCACGGACCGCCGGCAGCCCCGACACAAAUUCCAAUGCUGCAGCUGCCGGCACUUCCUCCUCCGAAACGCCCAACCCCUCAAGCUCGACCUGCAUUGGAGCUUUCUGCUUCGACCUAUUCUGAGUAUCUUUUGCUGCAACUUCGUUUGAAAUUUCCCGGCCGCAGACAAACUUUUGUCAAUGCGCGCAU